GUUGUACCGGACGUUUAAAGACAGUAAAUACCUGUACAUGCUGAUGGAGGCCUGUCUGGGAGGAGAGCUGUGGACCAUUCUGAGAGACAGGGGUUCAUUUGAAGACUCGACCACCCGUUUCUACACAGCGUGUGUGGUCGAAGCCUUCGCCUACCUGCACGCCAAAGGCAUCAUUUACAGAGACCUGAAACCCGAAAACCUCAUCCUGGACAGCCGGGGAUACGCCAAGCUGGUGGACUUUGGUUUUGCCAAGAAGAACGGUUUCUGUAAGAAGACAUGGACGUUCUGCGGGACUCCGGAGUACGUGGCUCCGGAGAUCAUCCUCAACAAGGGUCACGAUGUCUCGGCCGACUACUGGUCUCUGGGCAUCCUGAUGUACGAGCUGCUGACCGGCAGUCCCCCUUUCUCAGGUCCAGAUCCGAUGAAAACCUACAACAUCAUCCUGAGAGGCAUCGAUAUGGUCGAGUUCCCCCAGAAGAUCACCAAGAACGCUGCCAACCUCAUCAGGAAGCUCUGCAGAGACAAUCCCUCCGAGAGACUCGGGAACCUGAAGAACGGAGUCAAGGACAUCCAGAAGCACAAGUGGUUUGAGGGCUUUAACUGGGACGGCCUGAGGAAAGGGACUCUGACUCCGCCCAUCACACCUGAUGUUUCCUCUCCGACCGACACAAGCAACUUCGACAGUUUCCCGGAAGACACAGACGAGCCGCCACCGGACGACAACUCCGGAUGGGAUUACGACUUUUAGUCCAGCUCGUAUCCAAACCCAAAGCCUGACACUGUUACGGCUGGCAUCGUCGAUAUCAAAAUCUGGGAAGAAGACGACUUCCUUCACCGCCAGGCUGACGAAAGAAACAAAGAUGAGCUCAAUGUGCCAUUUGGAGGACGUCUUACUUACCCACAGCGCCUACUGUGACUUUGCUUGUGUUGUUUAAAGUAUUAUUGGACCCUGUAGGAAUCAAACGCCCAAGUUUUGUGGCCACAUUGGGUCCCCAAGGGAUUUGAGUACUGAGGGAAAGAACUGGAGGUCUCUCAAAGAUCAAACUUGUACUGUUUGUUCGCUUUAACCGGAGGAAGCGUGAGCUGCAAAAACACCUGAAAACUGGAAGAGAAAGGUGUUUGUAGGAAUCAAACCCUCAAGUUUUGUAGCCACAUUGUGUCCCCAAGGGAUUGGAGUAUGCAGACAGCAGCAGAUGGAGGAGGAUUGGAGUUCUCUCGCUGAUCAAACUGGUCCGGUUUGGGCCCUCUAACUGGAGAAACCAUAAGCUGCCAGAACACCUUAGAGCUGGAAGAGGAAGGGGAGGUUCAAGGAUGAAUCAACAGUUGGCCCCUGUUUCCAAGACCAGGUCCACUUGUUUUUCAAGUCCCUCAGAGUAGUUAAAAGUUCUUCGAAAUCUCAGAGUGACACAUGCCUGGUUCAAAGGGGUUCAAGCGUGUUCUUGACUUUUACAACCUGAGAAAGGUAUCCUCCAGAUUUUAGAAAGCUGUCAGAAAUCUGUAACAUAAUUACUCAGUCUGCAAAAAUGUGCCCAUGGGGAAGAAAAUAAUUGCAAGGCCUAGGAGUGUUUCCUUUCAAAGCCAGGUGAUUCUGAACCGAGAACAACCCUGAUUCCUUGUUUGUCUACAGCUGAACUUUGGGUAUGUUCAUCCAUCAGCAGUCAGUCAUGCUGUAAGUCCUAUAUAUUGCUGCAAGACAACUGUUUAUCAUGUCUUUGAAUCAGUCUUAGAGUAACGCAUAUGUGGUCCUACUUUGGGUAAAAGAGUACAAGCAUGUCCUUAACUUUCUCGACCGGGGUAAAGUCAUCCAAAGCCAGCUCUUUCAGAUGUUAGAGAGCUGUCAGAACUCUGGAACAUUAUCACCUCGUGAACACAAAUGUGCCAACGCUUAAAAAUAAAAGACAUUUGAGCAAUGCCACGGAAGUUUUAACCAAGAACGACACUGAUUCCUUGUUUGGCUGCAGCUCAACUUUGGGUAUGUUCACCGAUCAGCAGUCGGUCUCACACUGGAAAUGGAAAGCCUCGGUCAAGACACAAAGUGAGUCGGGCAUGUGCAGAAUAGCUGCCAUCUUUGACAAGUGGGUAACACUAAAUACUGUCAACCAGGAAAAGCGUGUUCGUUCCUUGGAAGUGUUUUCAUUCAGGGCAGUCAUCUGGCGGUGCCUGUACCCGACACGCAGUCACCUAUUUGUGUAUAUAUAUAGAGUACCAGUCAAUGGUUUGGACACACUGUUCCAUUCACUUGAAUGAGAAAGUGUGUCCAAGCCUUUGACAGGUGCUGUAUAUAUAUUGACCAUUUUGCAUAUCGCGUCAGUCAGUAACUAUGUGGUAUGUCCAAGUGGUGUUGCCAUACCUACCUGUCAAAGAUGGUGGCCGUUCUGCACAUGGCCAACUCACUUUUAGCUGCAUCUCAUGUCGCUUAAAUUGCCUCCCAGACUCCUUCACUUGGCUCCCUUCCUCGCAUCUUAGUCCCUCCCACCGAGGAGGCAAGGGAGAGACGUGAGGAGUCAUCGGAGGAGAGAGGCAACGAGCAAAUGUGUUUUAGAGAGAUGAGACCUCCUUUCCUCUGAAGCGUUGCAUCAAUACGUCAGCUGUUUGGGUGGAGCUAGGCUGCUGUCUGUAUCCUCACCUAUAGCUCCUCAAUGAUCCUUCCUCAAUGAUCCCUCCUCGAUGAUCCUUCCUCAAUUAUCCUUACUCAAUUAUCCUUCCUCAAUGAUCCUUCCUCAAUGAUCCUUCCUCAAUGACCCUUCCUCAAUGAUCCUUCCUCAAUGAUCCUUCCUUAAUGAUCCUUCCUCAAUUAUCCUUACUCAAUUAUCCUUCCUCAAUGAUCCUUCCUCAAUGAUCCUUCCUCAAUGACCCUUCCUUAAUGAUCCUUCCUCAAUUAUCCUUACUCAAUGAUCCUUCCUCAAUGAUCCCUCCUCGAUGAUCCCUCCUCAAUUAUCCUUCCUCAAUGAUCCUUCCUCGAUGAUCCUUCCUCAAUGAUCCUUCCUCAAUUAUCCUUCCUCAAUGAUCCUUCCUCGAUGAUCCUUCCUCAAUGAUCCUUCCUCAAUUAUCCCACUUCAAUGAUCCUUCCUCAAUGAUUCCUCCUCAAUGAUCCCUCCUCAAUGAUCCUUCCUCAAUGAUCCUUCCUCAAUGAUCCUUCCUCAAUGAUCCUUCCUCAAUGAUCCUUCCUAGAUGAUCCUUCCUCAAUGAUCCUUCCUCAAUGAUCCUUCCUCAAUGAUCCGUCCUCAAUGAUCCUUCCUAGAUGAUCCUUCCUCAAUGAUCCUUCCUCAAUGAUCCGUCCUCAAUGAUCCUUCCUAGAUGAUCCUUCCUCAAUGAUCCUUCCUCAAUGAUCCUUCCUCAAUUAUCCCACUUCAAUGAUCCUUCCUCAAUGAUCCCUCCUCGAUGCUCCCUUCUCGAUGAUCCCUCCUCAAUGAUCCUUCCUCGAUGAUCCUUCCUCGAUGAUCCUUCCUCGAUGCUCCCUUCUCGAUGAUCCCUCCUCAAUGAUCCUUCCUCAAUGAUCCUUCCUCAAUGAUCCUUCCUCGAUGAUCCCUCCUAGGACCUCGGGGCAGAAAUAAGAGCUUUGAGACGGCCUUCACCGAGCAGAGGACCGAACAACUCCCUGGUCAGCCGAGGACAGAGGAGUCGAGGAGAUCUCACAUGAUAAGUCCCACAGGAUGUACCUAUUGUAUCUUGACAGCCUCUGCUCCUGUCAAGUGUCCUUGAUCAGUGGCUGACACCUGACCUUUGACCCCUUACGAGGGAGAUCAUGCUUCUGCUGCCUGUCCUGUGAUAUUGCGAUGUCGUUUGGGUUUUGUGGUUUCUGGUGGGUUUUUUUGGACCCUUUGAACCCAAUUUUUGACUCUGCGAGAGUUGGCUGGAGGAGUGAUGGUUGCAAGAAGAUUUUGGACGAACUCAAACCACAGGAGAAAAGAUUUAAGACUGAACAGGCAAACUCGGGGUCACCAUGUUGCCUUCAUUGUCAUUUCAGUUUCGGGAACUUUAAAAUCCAAAGACAGAAAGCCUUUUUUUAGAUAUUUUGGGGGGCGUAGCAACAGUGGUCGUCCUCACUGGAUGAUGCAUGGGAGUUGAGAAAAUUCCUACUGUUAACCCUUGUGUUGUCUCCCCUUCGACCAUGAUGCAACUU
Messenger RNA from Perca fluviatilis (European perch), 4123 nucleotides. Its product is annotated as cGMP-dependent protein kinase 1-like. The record is from RefSeq and is a predicted model, not a curated record. Gene Ontology annotation, biological process: protein phosphorylation. Gene Ontology annotation, molecular function: cGMP-dependent protein kinase activity; ATP binding. Lineage: Eukaryota; Metazoa; Chordata; Actinopteri; Perciformes; Percidae.